UCUUAACCGUCUAGAACGCAUGCUCCUGAGCGUUCAAGCCCGCGGGGAAGCCACUCGGCAGCGGACCAAGAUGGCGGCGCCCGCUGAUGGGCAAUCGUUUGUCGCGGGGUUUGAAAAGAAUUGGGGUGCAGUUGUUCGUUCCCCAGAAGGGACCCCCCAGAAAGUCCGGCAGCUGAUAGAUGAGGGGAUUUCCCCAGAAGAGGGGAGCGUGGACGCGAAGGACCCAUCUGCCACAAUCCAGUCAGUUAAUGGAUCACCCCAAGCAGAUCAGCCUCCGUCCGAAUCUACAAGCAAAGAAGCCUUCUUUAGCAGAGUGGAAACAUUUUCCUCUUUGAAGUGGGCAGGUAAGCCCCUUGAGCUCUCUCCGCUUGUCUGUGCAAGAUACGGCUGGGUCACGGUCGAGUGUGAUAUGCUCAAGUGCUCCAGCUGCCAGGCUUUCCUCUGUGCCAGUUUACAGCUCGCUUUCGACUUUGACAGGUAUAAGGAACGAUGUGCUGAGCUGAGGAAAGCCUUGUGUACUGCCCACGAGAAGUUCUGUUUCUGGCCAGACAGCCCCUCUCCAGACCGAUUUGGGAUGUUGCCAUUGGAAGAGCCUGCUCUUCUUCUUUGUGAAGUUGUAGACCGUUUUCAGAGCCUUUGUCACUUGGACCUGCAGCUUCCCUCCCUGAGGCCAGAGGACUUGAAAACUAUGGGCUUGACGGAAGACAAGAUCAGUCUUCUCCUACACCUGCUUGAAGAAGAACUUGAUCACCGAACUGAUGAGAGAAAAACCACAACCAAGUUGGGCUCAGACGUCCAAGUCCAUGUCACUGCCUGCAUUCUCUCUGUGUGUGGCUGGGCGUGUAGUUCCUCCUUGGAACCCAUGCAGCUCUCCUUGUUGACGUGCUCACAGUGUGUGCGGAAGGUGGGGCUCUGGAGCUUCCAGCAGAUUGAGGCGUCCGUGACAGAUAUGGAGGCAGCCUUUGGCCAGAGCAGCUCCCCCAUCCCAGGCUCCGAGGGGCGCCCGGAGCGCUUCCCCCUCGUGCCUGAGUCUCCUCGGAGGAUGAUGACCCGCAGCCAGGAUGUCACGUUUUCCCCCAGUUCAGAGCAGGCUGAAAAGAGCCCAGGUCCCAUUGUCUCCCGGACUCGGAGCUGGGACUCUUCCAGUCCUAUUGACCGUCCUGAGCCAGAGGCAGCUAGCCCUACCACCAGAAGCCGUCCAGUGACCCGAAGCAUGGGGACGGGAGAUACCCCUGGCCUGGAGGUGCCAUCUAGCCCUCUGCGGAGAGCCAAACGAGCUCGCCUCUGCUCUUCAAGCAGCUCGGACACAUCUUCCCGAAGCUUCUUUGAUCCCACCUCUCAGCAUAGAGACUGGUGCCCUUGGGUGAAUAUCACUCUCAGCAAGGAAACUCAGGAGAAUGGUGGAACUGGUGGUAGCUCCUCAGGCGAGCCAGGCUGGAAGGCUGUGUUGAGCACCCUCCUGGCCCACACCCAGGCCAGCCAGCCAGCUGAAACUGACUCCAUGAGUCUCUCUGAGAAGUCGAGGAAGGUAUUCCGAAUAUUCCGGCAGUGGGAAUCAUUGUGCUCAUCCUGA
This is a messenger RNA of Orycteropus afer afer, 1573 nucleotides long. It is a transcript of the gene ZC3HC1, whose product is annotated as zinc finger C3HC-type containing 1. Gene Ontology annotation, cellular component: nucleus. Gene Ontology annotation, molecular function: zinc ion binding. The record is from RefSeq and is a predicted model, not a curated record. Lineage: Eukaryota; Metazoa; Chordata; Mammalia; Tubulidentata; Orycteropodidae.